Molecule: messenger RNA, 4019 nt
Organism: Cladocopium goreaui
Lineage: Eukaryota; Dinophyceae; Suessiales; Symbiodiniaceae
Source: the annotation of a GenBank genome assembly
UGUUGCAGUUCUGCCUGGCUCCAUGGUAUGGCAUCCCGAGCCCAAGUCCCUGUGUUGGGCCUGGUGCCAGCCUGAAACCCACGGCAGCACACCACGGCCUCGGGAUGCAGCUGCCUUGCCGCCCAACCCAGGGGCCCACGAGUAUCGAAAUGCGAAGAGCCUUUGGGGCCACAAGGCAUUUCGCUUGGUGCCGGUGAUCUAUGUGGGACCCGGUGUGGGUGAGAUGGUCCUGGUGCAACUUGAGGGGAGCAAGGUGCAAAUCCGCACCAAACCAGGACUUCUGCUGGAAUGGUAUGAAGGGCUCCUAGUCCUGGAUGCCCUCAUGCGCAGCUCGGAGCAAUGUCAGUGGCUGGAAAGUCUCGCAGGACGCUUCCAGAAGGAAAGGACACAGAGGAAGAAUUUGAGUGCCAGCCUGUACGUGAGCAAAAAGCUGCUAACUAUUGCGGUAACAGGGCCACAAUUUGUGACCAGAGAGGGUACCGUCUGUGCUCACCGUCGGAGCCUCCGGCAAGAUGCGUGCACCACAAACGAAUGCCUCCAAGAGCCAGGUUGGUACAAGGUGGAGCGUAUUUUGGAUUACAUGCCACCGUGGGAGUCCUUUGUGAAUCCCAAAUUUGGGCUUUAUCAGGAGUUUUACCUGAUCCUCUGGAAGCCUCCGCACCUCAUGGAAAGCUACUCCCACCUCCCGGAGGGAUGUGAGGAGCAUCCACAUGCCACCUGGGAGCCUGAUGAGUGUCUUCCAGAUGAGUUUGACGUUGAGCGCGCUGAAGUCAAGAAAAAGUGGAUCGAAACUCACCGAGAACGAGAGAAUGCCACGGCAGAGAGGAGGGAGGUCGACACCUUCAAGAUAUCGAUUCCUGAGAGAAGACCAGCCAGGGAGCCUCCCAAGCGGCCAGUGCAAGAAGUGGCACCCAUCGCUACCCGACUUCCACCCGAGAAGAUGGCGAAGGUGUACCACCCCGACCUCAGUGGUCGUAUUCGUCACGGGCUGCGGGAUGAUAUUCGGCCCAUCCUCCAAGGGGGAGAAGAAGUUCAGAUCAAGCAAGGAUGGCCCAAGAGCGAAAGUGACUACCCACUUUCGUACCUCCCGGCAGAUCCUCCUGGCUGUUGCAAGCAGCAAUGUCGCUGCAUGGAGGAUUGGCACAUUGAGGAUGCCAGCAAGUGCUGGCUGGACAACCAACACAUGAGAAAUCAAAGCGCCCAAAACGCAGUGGAUGCUUUCAAGAGCCAGUUGAACCUCCUGCGAGUUCGGGGGCAGGUCUCUGGCCAGUGGUACAUUGAGCCCGUCUCGGUGCUCCCCACGGAGAAGCUCCAGCAACUCCAACACUCCCGACGGAUGGCUCUGCAGGUGGCGAAUCUUGUACAUAAAGCCAUGGGCGCAGUGGUGAUUCCUUUGCCACUGCAGGCCAUUACCGAGGAAGGUGGAGGGGAUAUCCUGAGAGACAUUACCAUCCUGCAAGAUGAUGAGCAGCAGGCGCAGGAUGGUGGUCCAUUCGAACCUGCCGCCUUCGAAAAGGUGGAGGGUCCUGAUUGGCUUGUGGUGAGCGCCACUGGGCAUAUCGGCACAAUCGCAAAGGACACUCCACGUGCAUUCAAGGCUGAGACCUUCACACUACAGGUGGAUUUCAUUGGAGCGGAUCCCUCCCACAGACCCAGCCUUCACCUUCAAAUUGGACCCGAGAAGCCGGCGUUGCCCGAAAGUUUGGCAGCAUGGACCGGACAAAUCAUGGAUAAGGUGCGAUCCACUCCAACUCUAUCCUUUGCGCUGGAAACCUUGAUCAAGAAGGUGUAUGACACCGAAAGUCGGGGCCUGCGGAAGAAGGUCACGAUGGCCAUGUGGUUGAAGACCAUGAAACAGGUGUACAUCAUCGCCCGCGCCGCCGCCAACAGUUCGGCAGUUCGAAGCUACAGGAAGUGUUUCAGAGUUUCAGAUGCGUUGCAGCAGUUGAGCACUGAACCACGUGUCCUGCCGUCCUUUUGGCUUCAAAACAAUGCAAAGGGCGUGGUCGCGAAGGCGGCCAAUGUCGGUUCCCUCAAGAAGUUGCCAGAAGACGUGGGAUGUGUUGCGCACGUCAACAACACCUUCCUCAACUUCUACGUGAGGAUGGACCAUCCGAAGCGGGACGACAAGGACACGAUGGAGAAGCUAUUUCGUAGCCAAAGCGAAGGAAGCUUUGGAUCUUUGCGUUCUGACAGUACGAUGGACGUCCAGGGCACUCAGGAGCAGAGGAUGCCUAAGGAUGGUGACAGCGCCAGCGAGAACGCCAGCGCCGAGACUGGCUUAGGUGAGGUAUCGCCAAGUGACGCAGUCACGACAGUCGUGACCUCCACGUUGACAAGUUACCUGAACGACUCAGGAACAGAGCCGCCAAUCCCCACCAAAGGGAAGGGCAAAGGUCCAAGACAGGGGCCUAUCCAACAGAAAGACUUCUACGCGACCCAGAAGCAGAAGGGGUUCACGAAGGUGACCUCAAAGAAUUCAAUCAAAGGCGCAUCGAGCAGCGGAACUUGCAGGCAAAACCAAGCAGGGAACAACCAGUGUAAUCUGAACCAAGAUGAAAUUGGGAAACCAUGCGUGGAUGAAUUGUCCAAGUUGGUCAACAAAGACAAGAAUGCUACGCCGCUUAAUCAGCUUCACCUCCCAACUUUCGACGAUUUCAGUACGGAUAACCUGGCAAAUACCAUGUGGCAUUGCAUGAAACUUUGCGAAAAAACGGAGAACCAGGAAUUCGUCGAGCGCAUCUUAGUUCCUGUGCUAAAGGCCGCGGAAGCAAAGGUCGGACAAUUUCGCUACAAGUACUUGGCCAUGGCGCUCUUCUCUGUGGCUGGCUAUCGAGAGAAAACCAUUUCCGAAAGAGGACGAAACGCCGUGGAUGCCUUCGCGCCGAUUUUUGCGCAAGCUUAUACGGAAUGGCUUGAGAGUACAAAGGAUCUCAAGUCAAAGGAUGCCCGACAAGGGGUUGCCAACGCGCUCAACGCAGUCGGGAGGUUGUCCAACUUGGGGAACCAUGCGGAAAACCUUUGCAUCGCGGUCUCCAGGGCCCUCCUGCAGGAGGAUGGGACUUGCGGUACCAAGACGGUUAUUGAGGUCAUGCAGUUCCAGGCGAAGGAGCUGUCCAUGGCCGUGCACGGUAUGUCAAAGGUCUUCAAACAGAAGAAGACGCAGGAGCAGGAGAAGCCGGACGAAGUCAAACGAUUUGCCGCUGCAGCGUUCAAGCAGGCCAGAGAAAAGAUAAAAGAUCAAUCCGACCAGGGGUUGUCCAACAUUGCAAUGGCUGUGGUCAACUUGAGGAUGCAGACAUGUCAUGAAGGUAAAGAGUUUUUGCGGGCUGCGGCAGUUGCAGCCACGGAGAAAAUGAAGGACAGGAAAGAGUAUUUCGCUGGACAGGCUGUGGCCAAUUUGUGCUCCGCGGUAAAAGACUUGGAGCCUUGUGAAGAGAAGGUCUGGUUCUUGGAAGUGGCGGUGGGCUAUGUCGAAGCACACGAAGAGCGACUUUCCUGGAAGGAUCUUGCUGAGGUUAUGGUAUCGCUUGCCCUCCAUGUCCAAAAUUGCGAGACUUUGGGGCUCACCUGUAGCGAGACUUUGUGGUACUUUGCAGAGACAAUUUUGAAAAAGGCAGAGAACGCGCGGACGAAGAAGAAAGAGAAACAGCAUGUCCAAAGCAUUUCAGAUGCUGCGAAGAAGAUCCUCCGGAGUAGAGUCUUUGGAAAAAUUGGCCCAAUGUGUUGGGCCAUAUGUUUCCAGCCGUGGGAAAAAACUCAGAAAAAAGGCAACCUAGCGUCUCAAAGGUAUAGAAAGUGGUGAGACACACACCACUGGUCGAGUGGGUACAGAAGUGGCUGCCUGGUUUCCAGCAGCAGACCACUUGCUUUGCACACUCCAAUGGAGUGGCUGAACUGGAGCCUGAGCCAUGCCGGGUUACCAGACCUGCCUUGUUUGCAAGUUUGCAAUUUUCGUGAGGUGGAGCAGCAUUCAACGUGGAGCAGACUCCCUUGGUGAACAUGGAACCCAUUUUCCG